This is a messenger RNA of Python bivittatus (Burmese python), 4119 nucleotides long. NCBI's taxonomy places the organism in Eukaryota, Metazoa, Chordata, Lepidosauria, Squamata, Pythonidae. The record is from RefSeq and is a predicted model, not a curated record.
AGGAGGCAGGCGGAGCUGAGUCUCUGAACUGCUUCCGAGGCUGCUGCAAUGCGGUAGAGGAGGAAGCAUGUGCAGAGUGCAUUCCCUCCACCAUCCUGGAGCCCAACCAACUUCUGCCCAGGGUGUGGGAGAGGGAAUGAACAGUGGGGUGAGCGGUCUGCAUCCAGGGGCCUCCUGGAUAGGCCGGACUAUGGUGCCCAUUCUCUCCAGCCAAUACAGUGGGAUGAGGGGACUUUAAGUCCUCCCCCCAAAUAACUUCUGGUAACUUACAUCCAGUAUUCUGCAUCAUGAACUCUGGGAAGAGGGAGAACCGGUCUCAGCCUUCAUGGGGCUGCCCUCCCUGUCCGCUGAUCAUGCUCUCUGCUUUUCCUUGAACCUUUGCCGAUCUUUCCCAAAGUGUGGUGCCCCAAACAGGACACAGACCUCAAAGGGGGGCGGGCUCUAACCAAGACAGAGCUGCAUGGAGCAAUCCCUUCCUGUGAUUUACGAAUUGCAUUGCUGUCGAUGCAGAGCGUCGCUCGGUUUUCUUGCAGCCACAUUGCACUGCUGACUCAUAUUCAGAUUGCAGUCUUCUGAAAGAACCAGGAGAAAUAAAAGACUUUGCCCCCUCCCCUUUAAUUCUCAGUUCGCCAGCCAUGUGGGGCCUGGAGGCAGCCGUGUGCCCAUCUCAACAUUCUGUGGUGCAGGCAGACACCGUCAUGCUGUGGAUCAACAACAGGUCUGUUCAGCCCCCGGCAGCCCCUGGUAUCCUGCCCCUGGAAGGUGCGAGAGAAGAUCCUUGGCAAUGCUUCUGCCAGGCCAGCAGGGAUGAUGAAGGAAAAGGAUCGGGACCAGAAGAACUGCACUUACCAAGGUGUUGGAGAGAGCUGGCAGCCAAAAACUGUUAAGCAGGAGGAGGAGGAAGACAGACUGGAGAUGCAUCUUAACCGGCUGGAAGCUGCUGCCACCAGUCUCCCUGGGAAAAGUGGUGCAAAUGGGCUCCCUCAGGCUGUGCGAAAACCGAGCGGUGCAGAGUCCUUGCAGCCGGGCUCUGGAGCAGCGGGCGAGGAGGUCUUGCUAUUGGACUGCCGAGCGGGACCUGCUGUUCGGGCUUGCAGACCCCAGCUGGGAGAGAUGCCCCACUGGUGCCUGGAAUGCGGGAAGAACUUUGACCAGAAGUCAGAGCUAGAAAUGCACCAGUCCAAGCACACCGGGCAGAGUUCCUACAUCUGCAGCGAUUGCGGGAGGGGCUUCAUGGAGCACGUGGCCCUUGCUGCAGGACAGGGAGCGUGUGCUGCAGGGAACGCCUUCAGCCCCGCCGGGAGCAGGAGAAGGGGGCUGCCCUUGCCCGGCGAAGCUGUCGUGCAAAGGAAGGAGCGAAAGGAGCUGUCUCUGCAGGAGAAGGUCCGAGUGCUGGAGAUGCUAGAAGGACCCAAGGUGUCCCAGAGCGAGCUGGCAAAAAGAUUUGGGGUCUCCCAGCCCCAGAUUUGUCGCAUUAUCAAGAACAAAGAGCGCAUCCUGGCAGAGUGGGGUAAAAAUGCCAACCCGGGACGCAAACGCAAACUGGAGGAGAAGGGCCCAGCCGGCGACCAAGCUUUCUUGCAGUGGUUUGAGCGGAGCUGCGGGCACACCUUCCCCUCCGAGGGGAGGCAUUGGCAAGAGAAGGCCAGCCUUGCAGGGGAGCCGGGCCUAGAGACCAGCCUUCGUUGGCGAAACGGCUCCCAAGCAAAGCCGAAAGCAGCGCCCGCGAGGCCCCUUCUGGAGAAAUGGAGCAGGGAGCUGUUGGAGGAGGAAGAGGAGGAGGAAGAGAGCCGCUGGGAAAGUACCACCCUGCCCUGUGUCCUCAGCCAGUAUGACCUUCCCGAUGUCUAUGCUUGUGGGGAAACAGGCAUGCUAUUUAGAGCAACCCCAGAAGACCUGGCGCCGCGGAGGAGUAAGGAAGCCAGUGACCAGCUCACCGUCUUGCUCUGCACCAACAUGGAUGGCUCGGAUAAAAGGGACGUGCUGGUUGUGGGCAAGGCGGCCAGGCUGUUCGGCUUCCAGGCAGGCGGCCUCCAGGAGUUGCCUUCCGCAACCUACAGGGCCAACAGUAAGGCCUGGAUGACCGCCGCCAUCUUCACCCACUGGCUUCAGAGGUUGAACGAAGAGAUGAAGCAGAAGGAGAGGCGGGUGGUGCUUUUCUUAACUCAGUGCAGCGUGCAUCCCCACACCGAGCUGUCUAACAUCCAGAUGGUUUUCAUGCCCCCCCACCUGUCCUGGCUGCGUCCCUUGGAGCAAGGGGUCAUCCAGAAUUUUAAGUGCCACUACCGGAGGAGGCUGCUGACCCAUCUCCUGGUCAGGUGCAACAGCAGAGGCUCCGCCCCAAUCAGCAGAUUCUCCAGGUACCUAACCCUGCCGGAUGCCGUCCACCUGGUCGUCCAAGCUUGGUCCGAGGUGUGUCCGCAGACCAUAGCAAACUCUUUCAAAGCUGCGGGUUUCAGCGUGAAUCCCCGCAUCCUAACCCCUCCGCUGGAGGUUGUCCAAGCCCUGGGCUGCAAGGACCAAGACCAGUUUGAGCGGUUUGUGUUGAUGGACGAAGGGCUGGAGUGUUUUGGGGACCAGGAGGGUGCCGAAGCAACGAAGGGGGUCCAGCAGCAUCAGGAGCCCCCCUCUGCGAGAGCAGAAGGCAAGGAAGAAAAGGAGGAACCGCUCUCGUUCUCCUGCCCCUCGAAGGCCGAAGUCCUGGAGAGUUUGGCUAAGCUGAGGCGCUACCUGGAGGGCCAUUCAGCGUGGCCAGCCACAUUCCACACAUUCUACCAGCUGGAGGACCUGAUCCACGCCAUAGCGCUCUCCGACAUGCAGGUAGUCAAAGCUAAAGCCUGCAAAGACUGACUCCCAGGGCAGCUCUUGUACAAAUGAACGACUCUCGAUCCUGAAAUGGGGGCAUUUGGGGCCUCCUAAAAAACCCUGUACAGUCCCCAAAUAGUUUGGGGAAGAAGUAGUGCGGAGAGAGGGCACUGCCGUUUUCCUCCUGAGAAUUAGCAGCAUGCACCGAAGAACAGCCCAGUAGCCGGUUUCCAGCGGGAAGAGAGGAGGGGGACGGACUGGUGGAUUUACGGCGAGCAGCCCUGCUUGCAGAGGGCCUCUGCAGGAGCUGGCGGGCAGAAGGUGCUUCCUUUGGCCCGUCUGGCCUGUGCCUGCACACCAGGGCCUAGUUUGUCGUGUGCGCCCCAUCAUGGCUUUUGAAACAUGGUUUAGCAAACCGAUCCAGUUGCAACUCAAUCAUGGCCAAAACUACAGGUUAGCAAGUGUGUAAAUCUAGCCACUGAUUAACAUUUAUGGGUGACAGAAAGGCGUGGGGAGUCGGGGGGAGGGGGCCAACAGCGCCACACACAACAUGAUGUCAUCAUGCAAAUGAUGCGAGUUGCAGAAUUUGCAUCACUCGGGUGAUGACAUCAUGGCCUCAUCCUGACUUGUACUGGACCCCGAGUAGGUUGGCAGAAAGCUUGGCAUCUCUCCCUAUGCCUGCACUGGGGGCAUUUCCCUGGACAGAGGCAGUGGCACCGAAGGCAGUGAUUAAUUCAGGGAAGGCCGUGACAGCCAUUUUUUCUUGACCUUCUAUGAUGCUGUGGGAGCCACACAGAAGGGCUGGAUAGUUGGGGAAGUGGGAUAUGAGUGCGACGGCGGCCGAACGGAGGUUCCUCUUCCAGCAGCCAGAGUUAGGACUCUCCCCAAGGGAACCCCACAGCAGGAUCAGGGUGACGGAGGCCACUCAGUGCCAGGAGGGCAGAAGCCGAAGCUGCGCCUGUUGCCUCUGGAGCUUUGGUGGGCCCUGACCCUAGGGACGUGAGGUGGUCCUCCACGACAGGCCAGGCUGGGCUGUCAGCAGGUGAGGCGGAACAUCUCCUAAAAGAGCCGUCCUUGGAGACAGCCACCGACAUAAGUCCAGAAGCCACAGUUGGGCGAUAGCCGUGUUAAGCCAGCCUAAGCGCGCAGAACGGCUUUUGAGGUUUCCAGAAAUCAUACAGUUUUUGAAAAUAAGAGGGUGGGUGUGGGAAGAACUCGUAGAGCCCGUGGGCCCAUUUGGCCUGGAAUUCCUGAACGAAUCUGACUUCAAGGAUGCAAAUGCCCAUCUGCCAGAAUGCCAAUAAAGUGUUAAGU